Messenger RNA from Talaromyces marneffei, 1164 nucleotides. RefSeq lists its product as uncharacterized. Lineage: Eukaryota; Fungi; Ascomycota; Eurotiomycetes; Eurotiales; Trichocomaceae. Bases 1 to 1164 code for a protein of 387 amino acids. The record is from RefSeq and is a predicted model, not a curated record. The transcript has 2 exons.
AUGGGAAAGAUUCCAAAGUCGAAUUUGCGAAUAACUGAAUUUCUGGUAAAUAAUCGGUUCUCUCGCUCUGACAACGUGCUGGACACGACGGUUGCCGGCUCAUAUGAAUAUAUUGAAGCCCGCGGCAACGAUGACCCUGAACAUGGCUACGAGACGGGCGUGAUUGUCGGUGUUGUCGUUUUUGCAUUUAUAGGCGCAUUUGUAUUCGUGUUACUCUACCUGCGGAGACGACCCGGGUCCCAAACGCGAAAUUGGUGCUUCCCAAAAGUCAAUAUAAAUAAAAAACUUAGAACGGAGAAGCUCCAGAGACGAAAGUCACAUGGGAUAAAAGAGAUGAUCCGCAUCUCCGCAUCAACCGAAUUUUCUGCAUUACAACCAGAACAACAACAAUGGUCGCCUGUUCAUGUAUAUCGCCCAAACCUCAAGUCUGCCCGCUCAUCAACCAUCAGCGAAGUCAAUACAGUUACUGAUCCGAAGACUCGCCCUGGUUUACCGCAGAAAUAUAGGGCCAAGUUCCCAGAGUCAUCUUGGUUGACACUCACUCCAAACAAUUUGGAUCGGCAGCUUGAUGUUGAAACGGCUGGCAGACCUGCAACAGCCAGAACGUCAAGGGUCACGAUUCCAUCUUACUACUACCAUUACUACCGCAAACACUUGGACCAAGACAGCUAUCGGGUUCAAUCACAGUCCUACCCAGAGUCACAAUUCUCGAGCGACUUGAUGAGCUACAGAGAUCGUUCUUCCAGGGGAUCCAUUUAUCAGAAAAGGGGUAACAGCACACACCACGAGAGAACGCCAACACUUAGCCAGCCUCUCGUAGCAGAUAGAAAUUUCAUCAAUGAUGACAAAAACCCAUCUAAGCCACCAGCGGACCUAGAUCCGAACCUGGCUUAUUUUGAGUUCGAUAUUCAGCUCCCACACAAACCGAAACAAGCCAUUCAUCCUCCUUCAUCUCGAAGAAGCAGGGGGAGCAUGGACACGUAUGAAUCAUACAUACAAUAUCAAGGCAGAAGGAAGAAGAAUAGGCAGACAGCAUCGUCAAUUGCGACUGUUUCUACGGCGCCCAUAUUUCGACAGCAUCCUGGGGAUGAAGUAGAUCUGGAAUCAUUGAGUCGAGUAGGGCGUGCACGAAGCUCGUUGUUGAACGGAUUGAUUAUACGUUGA